Messenger RNA from Drosophila erecta, 1698 nucleotides. RefSeq lists its product as uncharacterized. Gene Ontology annotation, molecular function: Toll binding; growth factor activity. Gene Ontology annotation, biological process: innate immune response; regulation of Toll signaling pathway; central nervous system formation. The transcript has 4 exons. Lineage: Eukaryota; Metazoa; Arthropoda; Insecta; Diptera; Drosophilidae. Gene Ontology annotation, cellular component: extracellular region. Bases 157 to 1437 code for a protein of 426 amino acids. The record is from RefSeq and is a predicted model, not a curated record.
AAGCAGCCAGAGGUUCAACGUCUGCAGCGACUUGGCCGAAGACUCAGUUCAGUUGCUGCACUUGACGCGUCUGGUUCUGCUUCCACCACUGCGGAUUAAAUCAAGCCUGAAGAAGGCCAAGUCCAAGAACCUUCUACAAGAAGCAAACGAGCGGAGAUGGAUUAUCGUUUAGUGCUGAAAAUUCUUAGCUUUCUGCUGCUGGCCCACUUCGGUUUCUCCCAGCCGCAGCAGCAGUCGCCAUCGGACUACGGCGAGGAGCAGCCUCCGGAGGGCUACUACGCUUUCGUCGAGUCCCCGAAUGCGGUGCCCCCCAAAGUGAGGCCGCCACCCUACACCUUUGUGAAUGCGGAGUGCAAGGAUGUGGCCGCCGGCAAGAAGUCUGCCGUGUCCGUUCACAACAUUUGCGGAGAUCUGAACAAGGGUCAGAUACCCAAGAACCCGCUGGGACAAAAUGUGUUCGGGGAACCCUAUCCCUUCGAACUUAUUCGCAACCAAACGCUGAAGUUCCUUUCGAAAACUCUGCCCGUUCUGAAGGCCGACGAUACCCUCCCCAAGGUCACCCAGAUCAUUCGUGAUGAGCCCGUGGAACAGCUGGACAGCAACAACAUCGACAGGCCCUAUCCCGCCGGAGGUUCCACUCGCGUCCGCCGCAGCCUGCCGGAGGGCGUAGAGUCCAACGAGUACAGCUACUUCGAUCCCGCCCUGGACGAGGAGGAGCAGCACAAGCAAAGGGAUCGUCAAGCGAUCCCCCAGCAGAGGGCCGCCGAGGAGAGGAAGCCACGAAAGUUCUGCGAUGGCGGUGGAGUAUUUUGCACCUUAUACAGGGCCAUUCAGGGAGACACCGGUGGAGCAGCCCCUUCCACGCCCACUGCGGAACGGCGCGAGGAAGUGGGUCCCAUCCGGUACGAGGGUCCACCCACUCCCUGUCCCGCCAAGGUAGAGUACGCCACUCCCGUCUUCGCUAAGAACUACCAAGGCGCCUGGCGUUAUGUGGUCCAGAUUCCCUAUGAGGGCUACUUCACCCAGACGGUGGAAGUGACGCGCUGCAUCCAGGCACGCUGCCACUACCUGGACGGCGGUUGCCUGUCGUCACCACGCUGGGUAAGCCUGCUGGUGGCGGAGAUCUUCUACCCCAAUGCGGAGGACACGGUGCCCACCAGCUCGACCACCACUCAGGCGCCCUCGGUGCAGGACUUCCAGGCCUACCAGCAGUACCUGCAAAAGAGGGCCGGCGUGGCAACCGCCUCCGAUGGAACAUCGUCUGGAGCAGCCGGCUCCGCGGCGCAGGCGGACGCCCACUGCGACGGACACGAUGAACUGGGCUGCUUCCAGGUGCGUCUCUACUACGACUGGUUCCUCAUCCCCGGCUCCUGCAAGUGCUGGCGCCCGGACUACUUCGCCAAGUACGUGCGCCGGAAGUCGGUGGCCGACUUGUGAACACCUUCUGGACAGGAUAUCCCAAGGAGGGCCUUAGACUUAGAUUAAGUUCUAGCCUUUAGAGGAACACAACUUUGAGGUGAAAGGCUCAUUCUAGUAAUCCAUCCGGGUACCCCACGGCCCUAUACGGAUCACGCAGAGUUUGCAGUUCGUGCAUCUACCAGAUACAAUUUGAACCUAGGCGGUUAGCUCCCUCUUUCGACUGAUUAAGCCAAGCGCAUUGCAUUUCUACUAAUAAAUACGUCUCUACCUAAAUCUUAA